CCCAGCUCUCGCGCUCACGCGGUCCAGCCUUCGCUCGCCUCCCGCGUGCUGUCCGGUAGCCUCACUUCGCUUCGCUUCGCUUCGCCCGGCUUCACCUCACCCGCCGCCGUCAUGCCCCGCCUGGUUAUUCUCUGCCUGCACCGCCGCAGCCGCCUGAGCCCGCUUGCACCCCGGCUGGCCCACUCGGGGCCUGGUCGCAACCGGCAGCCGUUGUCCGAGAUGGACGUGGCUGUUGGACUCGUGGUGUUUUUUAUGACUUUCUUAACACCGUGUGGGUAUAUACUGCACAACCUGAGCCAGUUCAGAAGACAGUAGGUGCAAGAAGAUGCAGAGCAGCUGUUAACGACCAGCAAGAUUUCAGAGAAAAAGCUGCUCCUUUAAAUGAGUAAAAGUGCCAAGUUGGAUUGAUGGGCAUUGUGGGGGUAUUCAGUUUCAUGACCAUAUGUUUAGAGUCAAUAUUUUGCACUUUUUUAGGACCGUGCAUUAUAUAAAGUUGAGCUGUUUAGUCAUUUAAAAAUGUUAAAUAAAACGGAAGCACUUAUUCAUGCUUGGCAUUCUGUGGUCACAGAUAAUUUUCUGCACGUCCUGAAAGCUGGUGAUAAUUCACUGAAAAAUACAGUAGUGAGAAUUGCUAUGGCAGGUCAGACUUA
Molecule: messenger RNA, 650 nt
Organism: Pipistrellus kuhlii (Kuhl's pipistrelle)
Lineage: Eukaryota; Metazoa; Chordata; Mammalia; Chiroptera; Vespertilionidae
Product: cytochrome c oxidase subunit 8C, mitochondrial
Exons: 2
Coding region: 112-315 (67 amino acids)
Biological process (GO): mitochondrial electron transport, cytochrome c to oxygen
Cellular component (GO): mitochondrion
Source: RefSeq, a predicted model, not a curated record